AUGCGCAGCUUCGAUACUCUCCUGUUCACUGCCCUCGCGGCCUCACCGGCCCUGGCUCGCCAGGUUCCCGCCAAUGUCCAGAGCUUGUACAACUCGAUCCGUGCUCAGGGCUCUUGCAAGAACAUUCUCAAGGGCGGCUUCUACAGCCAGGAGGGCGACUCCAAGAACUUCAGCUACUGUGGUGACCACUUGAACGACUACGGCAUCAUGUACCUCCAAGGCACCGACGGCAACCUGGUCAACAUGGAUAUCGACUGCGACGGUGCUCUUGGCACUGGCGACGGCAGCUGUGACAGCUCCCAGGAUACCCAGGGCGAGACCGCCUUCAAGGACACCAUCACCAGCUACAAGGUCGGUGUCAAGGAUCUCAACGCCUACAUCCACUCCUACGUGGUGCUGGGUAACGAGGGUAGCAAGUCUGGCUACGUGACCUUUGAGCCAGAGUCAGUCGGCGUUGACCCUCUGUCUCUCGUUGCCGUGGUUUGUGGCAACAAGAUGUUCUACGGUGUCUGGGGCGAUACCAACGGCGACGACGGCCCACCAUUGGUCGGUGAGGUCUCUGACGCUCUCGGCCGAGCCUGCUACGGCAGCGCCGUCAACGGCAACGCAGCCCACGAUGCCAACGACGUGCUGUACAUCGCCUUCACCGGCGCCAGUGCUGUUCCCGGCGCCAAGGGAGCCAAAUGGUCCGCUUCCUCCUUCACCGACUUCGAGGCUUCUCUCGGCGCCCUCGGCGACAGCCUCGUUGCCCGUAUCGGCAGCUCCGGCGGCUCUACUCCUCCUCCUGCGUCCUCCACCAAGCCCUCUGGCAGCCAGCCUACCUGCUCUUGGUCUGGCCACUGUGCUGGAGCCCAGUGCAGCAGCGACGAUGACUGCUCCGAUGACUUGGUCUGCAAGAGCGGCAAGUGUGCCACCGACAGCUAA
Trichoderma gamsii is the source of this 924-nucleotide messenger RNA. RefSeq names its product fungal chitosanase. Bases 1 to 924 code for a protein of 307 amino acids. Lineage: Eukaryota; Fungi; Ascomycota; Sordariomycetes; Hypocreales; Hypocreaceae. The transcript is spliced from 3 exons. The record is from RefSeq and is a predicted model, not a curated record. Gene Ontology annotation, molecular function: chitosanase activity.